AUGGCGACAUAUCUCACGCCUAUGCCACCGUUUGACCCUGAUGCUGACGCGGGAGGAAAUAUAGCGGCUAAAUGGCGUACUUGGUUGGCAGAUUUCAAAACAUUUCUAACGGCGAGCAACAUUACAAACAAGACACGCCAACGAGCAUUACUUUUAUACCAAGCAGGACCGCGAGUACGGGAAAUCUUUCGACACUUUCCAGACCCUGGUAACGACGACGACUUCGAUAAAGCGACGGAACUUCUCACCGAAUACUUCGAGCCUCAAAAAAAUCGAUUAUACGAAGUCUACAAAUUUCGACAAGCAAAACAGAGCGACACGGAAACGAUAGAUCAAUACCACACGCGUCUACGAACACUGUCAAAAAACUGUGAGUUUUCAGAUGUAGAGUUCGAAAUUAUGGUACAAAUUGUUAUUGGAGGAAAGUCAAGUCGCGUGCGUAAACAAGCGUUGCGAGACCCCAAGUAUGUUUUAAAAGAUCUUUUGCUCGCAGCCAGGCGGGAAGAAAUAAGCAAGACGCAUGCAGCUGACAUUGAAGGACAUUUAGACAGCUGCAAUAUUCAAGCAGUUAAAACGCCAACCGCGAAAGAAACAAAACACAAGACAUCCAAUAAGACAUGUUUUUACUGUGGUGGCAGCUACCCUCACACCAACAAACCGUGCCCUGCCAAAAACAAGACAUGUGCCAAUUGUGGUAAAUUAAACCAUUUUGCUAGCCAGUGCCGCAGUAGCAACACGAGAGAAAAUAGACAAACUGGUAAACCACGCGAAGACCUACGACCAGUUAACACAGACCUCCAGGACAACACUAGCAGCGACAGUAGUGGUCCAGAAUAUUGUUACGCGGUCAACAACAAACAAAACACCCGCAAGCGUCAAUUGCUCUCAAUGGACAAAGAGUAA
Messenger RNA from Dendronephthya gigantea, 903 nucleotides. RefSeq lists its product as uncharacterized. The record is from RefSeq and is a predicted model, not a curated record. Lineage: Eukaryota; Metazoa; Cnidaria; Anthozoa; Malacalcyonacea; Nephtheidae. The coding region runs from base 1 to 903 and encodes 300 amino acids. Gene Ontology annotation, molecular function: nucleic acid binding; zinc ion binding. The transcript has a single exon.